Molecule: messenger RNA, 2082 nt
Organism: Branchiostoma floridae (Florida lancelet)
Lineage: Eukaryota; Metazoa; Chordata; Leptocardii; Amphioxiformes; Branchiostomatidae
Product: cell wall protein DAN4-like
Exons: 10
Coding region: 10-2082 (690 amino acids)
Biological process (GO): nervous system development
Source: RefSeq, a predicted model, not a curated record
ACAACUCCCAUGACUGAAACUCCAGAGACGAUUUCUCUUACGCAGACCGUCGACGUUUCAGAUACUAUUUCGUCCACUUUCAUGCAAACAUUAGAUGCCACACCGCUAUCCACUUUUCUCUUUGUGACGUCGACAAUAGAGGGCGCUUUUACGAGUUCUGUAUCCGAGCUUUUGCCUGCUGAAACUAUGAGUACUAAUUUCGUGGACGCGUUUUCCUCAGCUACCAUUUUGUCACCAGCUUCUGUCAUGUCGUCUGAGCUCUUCACCUCGACAUUCAUUACAUUCACAGACUUGGUUUCUACCAGGAUUGACUCUUCAACUCUACCUGCUUCAACGUCCAUUACGUCCCCAUUGUCGGAAACAAACACCGACACAUUUACCAUAGAAGCUGUUUCUUCCACACUUGAGCUAGCGUCUGUGACUCCAACAGUAAGCGCUCUCGAAGAAGUCUCCCCCUCUCUAGCUAUUUCUCCUAUCCCAGAGACCUCUAGUGAUACUCCCAGCACAAUUGUUUCCUUUCCGACUGACCCUGCUACAACCUCCUUUAGUUCCAUUGCUGUUACAACUCCAAUGGAAACAACAACAGCUACAAAGAGUACAUCCGCGACAACUAACAUUACAACCAACACACCAAGUGCGGCUGUUGUAACUGCAAGCCCUACGACGCAGGCUCCGAACAUUUCCACAACAGAAUACAUGUCUACAACAGUAACCGCAGAAGUUACGUUUGAAACAGUCUUCUCCACAGAAGAAGUGGUGACAGAGAUAGCAAGCAUCACAACAACACAGUUAAACGCUACUGCAUCAACGUUAACUGCAACAUCGACAAUGAAUGCUACUGCAGAGGCAAAUACGACUGCUUCGGCGCUGACAACACCGACAGCACUCUUUGCUACCCCAGAAGAUCUAACAACAUCAGUGGCACCAACGACUGCAAGUUCAACAUCAAAAACAUCUACGACAUUCAACACGACAGCAGCAGUUACAACAACUAUAGUGGUAAACAUAACAGAAAACGUUACAACACAGGCGGCCACCAAUGGAACCACACCAGCACCAACCACCGCAACAACAGUCGUCCCGACUGCGCUUCCUACAACUCCCGCUAGGCCAGAGGGUCCGCGGAAAGUGGUACCAGCAGGCCUCACCAUGCAACUGGACUUCAACUCAAACUACGAUGACAGGAAUUCUGUGGAGUUCACAACCCUCGCCACACAGGUGGUGGAAUCGAAAAGUUAUCUGCCAUCCAAAAUCGUGAUCAUCAUGUCUACAGAACCUCAGAUCCCAGGCAGUGUAGUUGCCAGGUACGCGGCUGUGUUCGCCUCGGACCAGGCGGAGUCUGACAGCGCGAUCCAGCAGCAGGUACAGACUAACCUGCAGGUGGCCAUUAACAACGGCACCUUCAACGGUACACUGAACGUCACAGACAGCCAGGCAGUACAGCCUAUAGCGCUUACAACGGACGAGUUGGAGCUGGUGUCCACAGACCCGUCCUUCUGUACGCUAACGUGUGGGGAGGGGGGCGUGUGCCAGCUGGGUGAGAAGUUCCCCGGGGUGGUGAUAGCGGAGUGCGUCUGUGUGGAAAACUACUGCUUCGCUGGCACAUGUACUGUCAUUGUGGAUCAGGGCCCAAAAUGCAGUUGCCCAGCAGACACGCUGUCCUGGUACCGAGGGGACCGGUGUGAAGUCACCUUCACCCAGGCACAGAUCAUCGGGUUUGCCGUGGGCUGUACGGCCGCUGUGCUGGUGCUCAUCAUCCUGCUGGUGGUCUGUAUGGCCAAACGGGCUAGGAACAUGCUGAGGGCACAGAAAGCCAGACGGUAUAGAUACGACAUGGGUGGUUUUGUAAUGGGAAAUCGCUACAGUGCACAUCCGCUCGCAGACACAGGCUUCUUCCACCGGACGGGAAGGUACAGCAUCCCGCACACAGACAGCACGGCGUCCAGCCGCCUCUACACAUGGAACCCUACUGUGAAGAACGUACCGGGUGGAGAGAUAAAGAUCCCACGAGUGCACGCGCCUGGAAAGGUGUUCCCGAAACAAGAGCGGAUAUACGCACAGACCAUCGAGAUGCGGUUCUGA